AUGGAAUUAGAGCAAACAGAGCUGCGCAAAAGUAUUCCUCAUGUCGUGCCGGAUGAAAAUGCUUCUCCGGCAGGAAACGCAACCGAUAUGGAGCGCAAUGAGCUGCUCGUUGAAUUAACCAACAUUCAGCAGCAGGACAGAUCGAUUCGUCUGCAUAGCACACCAGGUUCCCCCGUCGAACUACUGUCUUCCGAUACUACGGAGACAUUUCCGGACGGUGGCCUGCGAUCAUGGCUCGUCGUCAUGGGCUCAUUUCUCCUUCUCAUGGGCUCGUACGGCCUCAUGAACUCGAUCGGAGUGAUUCAAUCCUACCUCGAAACGCACCAGCUAGCUGCCUACUCGACCACCGCAGUCGGGUGGAUCUUCAGCGUCUUUGUCUUCGUUGCUCUUCUGCUGGGGGUCUUCAUCGGUCCACUAUUUGACUCGCAUGGGCCGAAAAUGCUGGUCUAUGCCGGGUCGGUCAUCACAGUUCUCAGUCUGUUUCUCUUCGCUGAAUGCACCAAAUACUGGCAUUUUUUUCUCUGCUUUGGCGUCCUGGGAGGCAUUGGCGCGGCGCUUGUUAGUACUGUCGCCAUGUCCUGUGUUCCUCAUUGGUUUCAUGUCCGAGCCGGCAUGGCGAUAGGGACGGCGUUGGCUGGAGCUGGUUUGGGCGGUGUCGUGUUUCCAUUUUUAAUGCGAGCUGGCUUUGCCAAUGUGGGUUUUAAAUGGACAAUCAGGAUCCUGGCCUUUGUUGUCGGGGUUAUAUGUGCCGCGGGGUCGUUUAUGGUGAGAACGAGGCUGCCAAACAGUCUAUCGAAGGCGGUGGUCAAUCUCAAGUGCUUCAAAGACAUGAGAUUUACCUGGUUGAGUGCCGGCGCAUGGUUUUUGGAAUUCGAAUUCUUCUCUCUAAUGGGCCUAUAUCCGACGUUCGUUGUAUCCCAAGGCUUCUCUUCUGACACAAGCGUUUAUCUUCUCGUCGUGCUAAACAUAUCAUCCCUUUUCGGCCGUCUAAUCGCAGGCCGCAUCGCCGACCGGUACGGCCGCCUCAACACGCUGAUGCUCAUCGUUGCCAUGGCUAUUUUGUUCAUAUUCUCGAUUCUCUAUCCGUUUGGCCACUCGCUACCGGCUCUGUAUGUGUUUAGUAGUUUGUACGGCUUGGCUUCCGGGUCGUUUAUCAGUCUGGCGCCGGUGUGUAUACGGCAGAUUUCGGAUACUAAGGAAAUCGGACUGCGGUUUGGGACGUGUUACGCUUUGGUUAGCUUUGCUACGUUGAUUAGCAUACCCGUUGCUGGAGAGAUGCUCGGCAAAGCCGGCUCAAAAGCCCUGGUGGUAUGGUUGGGCGGUAUUCUCGUGUUGACGCUGGGGAUACUGCUGAUGGCACGGUGGACUUGCCUCGAGUAUCAAUGGAAGUGGAGGAUGAAAGUAUGA
Talaromyces rugulosus is the source of this 1407-nucleotide messenger RNA. RefSeq lists its product as uncharacterized. Gene Ontology annotation, biological process: transmembrane transport. Lineage: Eukaryota; Fungi; Ascomycota; Eurotiomycetes; Eurotiales; Trichocomaceae. Gene Ontology annotation, cellular component: fungal-type vacuole membrane. The transcript is spliced from 4 exons. The coding region runs from base 1 to 1407 and encodes 468 amino acids. Gene Ontology annotation, molecular function: transmembrane transporter activity. The record is from RefSeq and is a predicted model, not a curated record.